This is a messenger RNA of Balearica regulorum gibbericeps (East African grey crowned-crane), 436 nucleotides long. The record is from RefSeq and is a predicted model, not a curated record. NCBI's taxonomy places the organism in Eukaryota, Metazoa, Chordata, Aves, Gruiformes, Gruidae.
CAGCUUCUGCUACCUUUGAAGACUUUCAAAUCCGGCCCCAUGCUCUUUUUGUUCAUUCGUAUCGAGCGCCAGCCUUCUGUGACCAUUGUGGAGAAAUGCUGUGGGGGCUGGUGCGUCAGGGACUCAAAUGUGAAGGAUGUGGUCUAAAUUACCAUAAGAGAUGUGCAUUUAAAAUCCCUAACAACUGCAGUGGUGUACGGAAGAGGCGCCUAUCAAACGUUUCCCUAACAGGAGUCAGCACCAUUCGGACAGUUUCUGCAGAACCCUCGCCCAGCGUGCCGGAUGAAGCCCUUCUGUCUCCUGUCAGCCCUGGCUAUGAGAAAGAGUAAACUCAGUGUGAGACCCCAAAGUCCAGAUUCCAAAGUGAAGAUCAUAAUUCUUAUACUAAACAGUAAAAUUAGCUAACAUUAAAAUAUUUUGAUACAAAAGUGGCUUU